Caenorhabditis remanei is the source of this 1023-nucleotide messenger RNA. RefSeq lists its product as uncharacterized. The transcript is spliced from 5 exons. The coding region runs from base 1 to 1023 and encodes 340 amino acids. Lineage: Eukaryota; Metazoa; Nematoda; Chromadorea; Rhabditida; Rhabditidae. The record is from RefSeq and is a predicted model, not a curated record.
AUGACAGUAGUCGACUUAGCUCUCGUCUACAAGCAUAUUCCGAAAGUGUUCGGAACUUUGGCUUUUAUCGUGAAUCCCAUUUUUGUCUAUUUGAUAUUCACAGAGAAAUCAACGAAAUUCGGCAAUUAUCGGUAUGUUUUGUUGUACUUUGCAAUGUUCAAUUUGGUCUAUUCAAUUGCAAAUGUGGUGAUUCCAAUUGACAUUCACAGUUACCGUUACUGUUUCUACCUCUUCAUCAGCGACGGUCUUUUCGUUGAAUCCACCGACUGGCAUCUGUUUCUACUUUCCCUCCGAUGUGCAUUGGUUGCAUCUAGCUAUGCAGUCCUUUUGAGUCACUUCAUCUAUAGAUAUUUAGUGGUUCUUGACAGCACUUUGACAAAAGGGAACUUCCAUAUCUUCAUGAUGAUGUCCUUUGGUAUAUUCCUGGCUUAUACAUCUGUCUGGCAUGCGUCCUGCUACUUUCUGGGAAGCGCAAAUCCAGAGAUCAAAGAAUACAUCAGAGAAGAUUUCGGUAAAUUUUAUGGGAUUAACUCAACGGACAGAAAUAUGAUAUCUUGUUUAUACAACGAGGGUACAGACUUCACUGUUAUCCGAUCUUGGUCUACUACAACUUUAUGGACUUCGAUAUCAGCAAUUUCUAUUUGCGUUUUUCUAAAGUUGGCUCAUAUGAUUAUGAGAAAACUAGAGAACAUGACUGGAAGAAUCAGCAGAAAAACUUCGAGACUCCAAAUUGAGCUGUUGAGAGCUCUGAUUGUGCAGACUAUCAUUCCCAUAUUUGUCAGUUUCUUUCCUUGUGUCAUCAGUUUUACAAUUCCCAUUUUCAACAUGGAUUUGGGACGACCUAUCAACUACGUUGAGGUGAUUGCUCUGGGAGCUUUCGUUUUUUGUGAUCCAGUUGCUAUUGUUAUGUGUCUUCCUGUGUUUCGUCAGCGAGUUUUGUGCAAAAAGAAGCAAUUGCCAGACCGACAGAUUAAUAAUGCAACCAGCACAACAGCAACAAUUAAAUUGGAACCACUAAAUUAA